CCCAAAAAUAAAGCAAAACAGCAGCCAAAAGCAACAACUGUGAUUAAAACCUGUUAAUAUUUCAGUGAUAUUUUAAGUGAAUUGAAUAGAUUUGUUGUUAUUCAUAAAGAAAAUAUCAUGGAGAAACCUUUCGCGAAACGAAUUAGGUACAGUUCUCAUCUCUAUCGCAAUAUCGAUCGGCUCUUAAAAGCCGAACAGGAUGAUGAGCUCCUACCUUGCGGAAGUGCAAAUGUUACUCUUCAAUUGCCCAACGUUCAUGAUGGUUGCACGUAUGAGCUGGAUGAUAAUCAUCUCACACAAAAUGCUGGAGAAAAUGACAAUACUCUAACAACAGAAUACGGUGAUGGAGCAGAUGACAAUGAUGAUCCUGAUGAAAGCAUUGACCACGUUGUCGAUUAUCUAAUUGAAAGUUCUGAUGAAGAGCUAGAAGAUGAGCUAUCUACAAAAGAAUAUUCGGUACAAGAUGCUUUACAUCGCUGGGCCAUAUCCAAAAAAUAAACGUACGAGUCGAUGGAGGAAGUAAUGGAGAUAAUACAGAAAGCAAGUGACUGCAAGCUACCGAAAGAUGCAAGAACCUUGCUGAAGAUCAGCCGCAACCCUUCUGCGGAGAUACUCAAGGUACAAGGAGGACAGUAUUGGUAUCAUGGAGUCCAAAAAUGCUUUUCGUAUGGGUUCAGGUAAUUCAUUUUGUACAGACUUUAUGGUUCAUUAUAUUUACAUGUACUGCUUUGUUCCGUUAUAGCAAUGUAAAAGUUCCAACCGAUGCAACUCUUUCGAUCAAUAUUUCAAUCGAUGGGUUACCGAUAUUCAAAAGCAGUAACCUUCAAUUUUGGCCUAUAUU
Molecule: messenger RNA, 841 nt
Organism: Anopheles stephensi (Asian malaria mosquito)
Lineage: Eukaryota; Metazoa; Arthropoda; Insecta; Diptera; Culicidae
Exons: 2
Coding region: 118-498 (126 amino acids)
Source: RefSeq, a predicted model, not a curated record